AUGUCAGUCGAGAACGGCAGAAAUGAGAAAAAGCCCAGCGGUUUCACGCGGGGCGUCAACAGGUGCCUUCAGUUUUUGGAAGUUCCGGUUGGUGAGAGAGAAACGCUGAAUGUGCUGAGAAACCCAGAUUUGCAGCCUAUCCCUGUCAAAGACCAAACGUGGGGCAUUGCGUCGAACACUUGUUACUGGGGUAUCAUUUCGUUCAGCGUGGGUACGUGGAUUAGUGCCAACGCUGCGCUUUCCGUGGGGUUGUCGUACGCCGAAACCAUCGGCACAUUUAUCGUGGGUGACGUUGUCACAAUCGUCUUCACACUGGCGAACUCAUACCACGGAACAGACUGGAAAGUGGGCUACACGAUCGCGCAACGCCUGGUGUUUGGGAUCUACGGUUCUGGCUUGGGUAUAUUGGUGCGUUUCCUGAUGAGCAUAGUAAACUACGGGUCCAACGCGUGGUUGGGAGGUUUGUGUGUGAACAUGAUUCUGGAUUCGUGGUCGCAUCACUACUUUACUCUGGAAAACACCCUGUCCUCGAAUGUGGCGAUGACCACGAAAGAGGUGAUCGGGUUCAUGCUGUUCCACGUGAUCACCGCGCUUUUCUAUCUGAUGAAGCCCAAGAGCAUGAACUAUUUCCUGAUUGCAUCCUGCUCUGCUACGUGCGCUGCGAUGACCUGCAUGGUGAUCUACUUGUGCCACAAGAAUGGCGGGGUUGGAUCCUACUUCAGUGACCUGGAGACGACGGUCACGGGUUCUGACAGGUCGUGGGCUUGGGUUUACAUGGUUUCCUACUGGUUUGGUUCUGUGUCGCCCGGUUCUGUCAACCAAAGCGAUUACUCCAGGUUUGCCACUUCAAAGACCGCUGUUUACGUGGGCACCACUUUGGCCUUGCUGGUUCCCACCACGCUAAUUCCUGUGUAUGGUGUUAUUGGUGCUUCCACGUCACAAGAGCUUUAUGGCACUCCAUUCUGGAUGCCAAUGGACAUUUGCGAUUAUUGGUUGAGUGAUGGUUACUCUUCAGGUGCCCGGGCUGCCACUUUUUUCUGCGGUUUAGCCUUCCUGUGCUCGCAGAUUUCUUACACUAUCUCCAACUGUGGUUUUGCGGCGGGCAUGGAUCUAAGUGGUGUUCUGCCCAAAUAUAUUAACAUUUUCAGAGGAGCCAUCUUUUGCGCAGUUCUCAGUAUCGCCGUCCAGCCUUGGAACUUCUACAAUUCAUCCUCCACCUUCCUCACGGUGAUGUACUCAUUUGGUGUCAUCAUGACUCCGCUCAUUUCCGUUAUGAUUUGUGACAACUUUUUGGUGAGAAAGCGGAAUUACGCUAUUUCCCAAGCAUUCGUGGUUCAUGGUGAGUACUAUUACACUUGGGGUGUCAAUUGGCGUGCUAUGUUCGCUUUUACUUGUGGUAUGGCACCCGGUUUGCCAGGUUUGGCUGCUGAGGCCAACCCAAACAUUCAAGUUUCCCAGGGUAUCCUAAACUUCUACAUGGCUGACUCUUUCACAUCAUUCCUAAUUUCCUUCUUCGUAUACUGGAUACUAUGUUUGGUCUUCCCAGUCAAGAUCAAUAUCAAACAAGACGACAAGGAUUAUUACGGAGCAUUCACUGAUGAGCAAGCAAGGAAACGCGGAUUGAUCCCCUUCAGUGAGCUACAUGACAGUGAAGUCAACGAAUACGAUUAUCACCGUGGCGAGGAUGCCUUGCCACCUUACGACAGUGAUGGAAGCGUCGAGGCGGAUAAAGCACACGAGCAGGCCAGCACCGAGAAACUGGAGGAUAAAUAG
Molecule: messenger RNA, 1773 nt
Organism: Lachancea dasiensis
Lineage: Eukaryota; Fungi; Ascomycota; Saccharomycetes; Saccharomycetales; Saccharomycetaceae
Source: the annotation of a GenBank genome assembly